CAGCGCCGGAGAGCUCACUUAAACGGCUGGGUGUGGAUUAAUACUGGCCGCUUUUCCUAACAGCACCGGCUGAGUGUCACUCCUACCACCCUGUCAUUUACCCCUGGGGUAAUACAGUUAAUGCAUUAAGGCCCAUAUGCGAGGAGUUCAGUAACCAGCUCCACAUUACUGCUGUAAUUAUCUGUCCUUUUUUUCUGGCAUCGUUGCAAUACGUCUGAGAGGACCGAAAUGCUGAGCAGACUUUUUCGACUCCACGGCCUGUUUGUGGCCUCCCACCCCUGGGAGGUGAUUGUGGCUACUGUGACUCUCACCAUCUGCAUGAUGUCCAUGAACAUGUUCACUGGCAAUAACCGCAUUUGUGGUUGGAACUUUGACUGCCCCAAGUAUGAGGAGCAAGUCCUCAGCAGUGACAUCAUCAUUCUGACAAUCACACGAUGCAUUGCAAUUGUCUACAUUUACUUCCAAUUUCAAAAUCUUCGGCAGCUUGGAUCAAAGUAUAUACUGGGUAUUGCUGGCCUUUUCACCAUCUUCUCCAGUUUUGUGUUUAGCACUGUUGUGAUUCAUUUCUUGGAUAAGGAGCUGACUGGUUUAAAUGAGGCAUUGCCAUUCUUCCUGCUACUGAUUGACCUCUCCAAAGCAUGUGCGCUGGCAAAAUUUGCACUCAGUUCAAACUCACAGGAUGAGGUUAGAGAAAACAUAGCCAGAGGAAUGGCAGUACUGGGUCCAACGUUCACUCUGGAUGCGCUGGUGGAGUGUCUAGUAAUUGGUGUAGGGACCAUGUCAGGUGUUCGCCAGCUUGAGAUCAUGUGCGGCUUUGGAUGCAUGUCUAUCCUUGCCAACUACUUUGUCUUCAUGACUUUCUUCCCAGCCUGUGUCUCAUUAGUGCUUGAGUUAUCCAGGGAAAGCAGAGAGGGACAUCCUAUCUGGCAGCUGAGCCACUUCGCCCGUGUCCUGGAGGAAGAGGAGGACAACAAACCCAAUCCGGUCACACAGAGAGUCAAGAUGAUCAUGUCUCUUGGCCUGGUGAUGGUUCACGCUCACAGUCGAUGGAUUGCAGAUCCUGCAUCUCCAAACGGAACUCUGGAUGUUCCUCAAGUGGGAAUGAGUUUAAAUUCACCCAAGAGGAUUGAGCCGGAUAUGCCCUUGUGGCAGUUCUACCUGUCCAGAAUGAUCAGCAUGGACAUUGAGCAGGUCAUCACGUUAGGUCUUGCCCUCUUCCUGGCUGUGAAGUACAUCUUCUUUGAGCAGGUGGAAAUGGAGUCUACGCUGUCUCUUAAAGUCUCUACUCCCACCACCGUGCUCACACAGAGAAGGUGUCCUGACCAGUGCUGCAGGAAGGAAGUGACCCCCUGCUCUAACAAGACUGAGAAGCCCACUGCUCCUCCUCCUGUCAUCACUAAAGAGGAAAGAGAUUUAGUGAUAAAGCCAUUGCCUAUCAAGACUGACCCAACUCCAAAAAGCAUGUUUGUGGUGGGAGAGGAGGAAACCUUGGACAGUAGUGUUUUGGUGGAGCCUCAGCCCAGCAUCCCCUCAGAGCCCAGGCCAGUGGAAAAGUGUUUGACCAUUCUGAAAGACCCACAGAUGGGUGCUCGAUACCUGAGUGAUGCUGAGGUUAUUAUGUUAGUAAAUGCAAAGCACAUUCCUGCCUAUAAGCUGGAGGCGGUGAUGGAGAGCCCAGAGAGAGGGGUGAUGAUCCGCAGGAAGAUGCUCCGCCCCAAACUCCCCAAGACUUCUGCACUCACAUGCCUUCCCUACAAAGACUACAACUACUCUCAGGUCAUGGGAACUUGCUGUGAGAACAUCAUUGGUUACAUGCCGGUUCCAGUGGGUGUUGCAGGCCCUCUGUUGUUGGAUGGAAAGCAGUUCCAGGUCCCACUGGCUACAACCGAGGGCUGUCUUGUGGCUAGCACGAAUCGAGGCUGCAGAGCGAUAGCUCUGGCUGGUGGAGUCAGCAGCAGGCUUUUGGCUGAUGGUAUGACCCGUGGCCCUGUGGUUCGCUUACCUUCUGCCUGCAAGGCUGCUGAGGUCAAGGCAUGGCUAGAGACCCCAGAGGGCUACAAGUGCAUUAAAGAGGCAUUUGACAACACUAGCAGGUUUGCUCGUUUAGAGAAGCUCCUGAUUGGCCUUGCUUCACGUAAUCUGUAUAUACGAUUCCAGUCCCAAACUGGAGAUGCCAUGGGGAUGAACAUGAUCUCAAAGGGAACAGAGCAGGCUCUGGCUAGGCUUAAAGAAGAAUUCCCUGAGCUGCAGGUCUUGGCAGUUAGUGGGAACUACUGCACUGAUAAAAAACCAGCUGCUAUUAACUGGAUUGAGGGCAGGGGCAAGUCUGUGGUGUGUGAAGCUACCAUACCUGCUCAAGUUGUCAGAGAGGUUUUAAAGACUAGUACGGAAGCACUGGUGGAUCUAAAUAUCAAUAAAAACCUUGUGGGUUCUGCCAUGGCAGGAAGUAUUGGGGGCUACAAUGCUCAUGCCGCCAACAUCGUUGCUGCUAUUUACAUCGCAUGUGGACAGGACCCGGCUCAGACAGUGGGCAGCUCUAACUGUAUCACUCUAAUGGAGGCAGCAGGACCCACAGGAGAGGAUCUUUACAUCAGCUGCACCAUGCCUUCCAUUGAGCUGGGCACUGUAGGAGGAGGCACCAAUCUGGCACCUCAACAAGCCUGUCUGCAGAUGUUAGGCGUGCAAGGUGCCAGUGAGACGUGUCCUGGUGAGAAUGCCCGGCAGCUUGCCAGGGUGGUGUGUGCCACCGUGCUGGCAGGGGAGAUAUCACUCAUGGCUGCUCUUGCUGCCGGACAGCUAGUCAAAAGUCACAUGACACAUAAUAGGUCAAAAGUAAAUUUACAAGGCACACCAGGAAGCUGCACAAAACAAGCAUCUUAGGACUUAACUGGAUGCCUAAAAUGGGGAUAAUAUAAGCAACACUAAAGGAAAAAGACUCAAAAGGAAAAAACCCCACACUUCAGGCACAUUUGAGUACUUUUACUAUUAAGUAAAAGUCAAAUGAAUGGCUGAAACAAAAAUAUUUCCAACAUCCAGUCCAGGGGAGAAACGCUUUCAUUCUCAUUUACGGAGUGCCACAAUCAUCUCAAAGACUGUUGAAAUCACAACAUUAAUGAUCACUGUGUAAUGUUCGAACAUUUUACUUUUACACAUCUUAGAACUGAUGGUGUUUCUGAUGCCAUCAGUGUUAUUGGAUGCACAUAACGUAAUUUAUUUUUUUCAUAUUUCACUAUUUAUAGAAAAAACCAUGAGGCAUAUUUUUUGUUAUACAGAAUGUCAACUGGCCAACAUGGAGAGCAAUCACCAAUUCCUACAGAUUUUUCUUUUUAGAAUUAUCUUAAAUUGACAAAUUGAGCCUUCUGCAGUUAUUCCCAGUUACUUUUAUCUGAAUGCAUGUGGGUUUUACAGAUAUAGAAACUGAUAUUAUUUAAUUACUGAUAUAUUGAUUAUUAUUAAUAUAUGCAAGGGUUUGGUUGAAGGGAAGAUUGCGAACACACAACUAUUUCCCAAAGGUGCUAUAAUGGCCUUACUGACGUCAGUCAGCUAUUGCUUGUGCGUGGAAAUACAGCAAGAACUGUGAAUGUGCACUGUACAUGUACAAUAAUACACACCACCUUAUGUACUGCCCAUGCACAUGGAGCUUUUAUUGCUUACUGGCUUUGCUUAUGUGGUCAAACUAAUUGUGAAAGAAGCACGUACUACUGUUCAUGCAGUCUUUUUCAAAUGCUGCACCCCCACCCCCCCAAAUAUAUGAUUCAUUUUUCUAGAAAAACACAAGAUAAUGAACAGUUAUAUGUUUUUAUAAUUAAAACAUGAAAGGGAAAUUUUUAAUAAACUCUGGGAAAAAAAAUUCAA
This is a messenger RNA of Pangasianodon hypophthalmus (striped catfish), 3855 nucleotides long. It is a transcript of the gene hmgcra, whose product is annotated as 3-hydroxy-3-methylglutaryl-CoA reductase a. The record is from RefSeq and is a predicted model, not a curated record. Gene Ontology annotation, biological process: sterol biosynthetic process; coenzyme A metabolic process; isoprenoid biosynthetic process. Gene Ontology annotation, molecular function: protein binding; hydroxymethylglutaryl-CoA reductase (NADPH) activity; NADP binding. The transcript has 20 exons. NCBI's taxonomy places the organism in Eukaryota, Metazoa, Chordata, Actinopteri, Siluriformes, Pangasiidae. Gene Ontology annotation, cellular component: peroxisomal membrane; endoplasmic reticulum membrane. The coding region runs from base 229 to 2880 and encodes 883 amino acids.